CACCGCGAGCGUGUUACGUCAGCGCCGUGACAUUCAUGCGUUGUGUUAUCUGUCAAAAGUCGACCGAAGUGGGCUCAAGACUGAACUUAAAGACUAAUUUAAGACUAACUUAAAUUAAAAGCGCUUUUUUAGUGCGCCAGAGCUGGAAGUGUUUAGCACCUAUUUGUAUCACUUACCGGUAAUUUAGGCACAUUAAAACGAGUGGCGCAGUUUUUCACUUUAUUGCUGUCUGUUAACUUACACUUCACUAUUACUUUUCCCAGUAAGUUUACUCACUCAAAUGAGUACACCUCAUACGUGCAGCACAAGUCUCACUGGUGUUGCUGCUGAAAACAUGUGCCCAAACGGCUCUGUGCAGCUUGUGGAGUGAUAACGUUAGCUUUGCAAAACUGGUUUUAGUUCUGAAAUUAACGUUACAUUCCUUAAUACAUGUGUGCGUGACGGUAUCCUCAGAAGACCACCUAAUGCUGAAGUGAAUUUACAAUAUUUUACCAGGGCAUACGCUUUGCAGAGCUGGCAUCCUCUCACAAACCAGGAAGGAGACACAAAUUGGACUUUGUUCAAAGUUAGUUGUGGCAGAGUGACGUGCAGGUGUGUGUGUGUGUGUUGGUGUGCAUGCUGUGACUCAUCCCUUGUACUGUGUAAGCACACCUGUGGAGUUGCAGAGGGCACUGCCUCUCCUGUGCUGGCAGCUACACUCUUGCUCUAAUAAAUUGCUCUCCUAUUGUAUAACAUUGUGUGCAUACUUUAUAAUUGUGUUCCCUCCAGUUGUAUCUUUAUGGCUGUGCACACACUGCUUCAUUAUGUUCUCAUAACCAUUUGGUAUGUGCAGAGCUGUUUAUCAGGCGAACUUGUCUUUUUGCUCCCCAUUGAUCUACACACUCUGUGGGCUUCCACACCGGGCCAGUAGCUGUGAUCAAAACUCCUAUAUCCCGCUCUUAAUAGUGUUUGCUGAAUGUGUGUGCUCUAUGGUGUGUACUUUUGUAUGUGUGCACAUUGUGUGAGUGGGCGUAAAAGUGACAAAAAGGCAGAGAUGUGGAGCAGGCCAGGUCUAAUGUGCCAGCAAGCUUUGGCGUGUGCCUGUGCUGGCUGUGAGCCAAUACAGGUCCCUGCAUGUUAACACAGCAGUAGGCAGCUGGGCAGGUCUGAUCGAUUAGGCCUCUGUUGUGAGGACUUAACACAGUCAUGUGGGGAGCUGCGACUUUAAUUUGGCCCUAAAUGUGUGUACAGUGCUCAAAAGGGCAGAGCAAUGGAGCAGUUAUGGUGUGGCGGUAGUGAAAGCGUAUUGUAGUUUUUUUGCAAUCUCAUAUGAUAGUUGAUAUAAGAGAGGGGAAGAGACACAUUUUCCAUUCUGUGAGCUACUUGCAUAUCAGGUACUCAAAUGUAUACUCAUGCAUAUGAUACAAGUGUGUGUUUACGUGAAAGCAGAAGUAACACUUCAUGUCCCCUGUGUAGGUUUGCAACCUAAAAGAGAAGUGGACAUGUCAAGAUGUUGAUGAUGUAUCUUCCUGAGUGCCACUGUGUGUGUGUGUGUGUGUGUGUGUGAGGGAGUGACAGAGAGUGAGAGAUCAGUCCUGCCACACUAUUAGUCAGUGCUUGACUUUAAAGAGAUGGCGUGAAAUCACCAGGAAACAGAUAUUUAAAAAUAUCUUUCCAUGAGCAGGGUUAUUACCUGUGUAUGGUGCAAUGCAGUGAGCUGCCAUGUAAAGCUUGGAUUUUUAAUCUCUGCUGCGGGAAGUGCUGUGAAGAAAGGAAAGGUGUUCCAACAAAGAGGCUCUUUAAAGCUGAACUACUAUAUCUUCUGAAGUUCUUCCUGAUGUGGCAGAGGUGAGAAUUGAGCAUCAUGUUGGAGCCUCCAGAGCCAACCCAGGAGAUUGUGGAGUGGUUGUCCACCCUCCGCCUGUCCCAGUACACCCUGUGUUUCCGACAAGGAGGCUAUCAAGUUCUGGAAGACUGCAAGGAUCUCACAGAUGAGCGGCUUCUUGAGCUUCAAGUGUUUCCAACAGGCCAUCGUAGGCGCAUCCUCCGGAGUUUGGAAGCACUUGGGGUGAAGCAGCAGAGUGGUGGAGAGGAAGAUUAUGAGGAAGAGGGAGGGAUAGAGAACGGGAGGCGCCAAAGGACGCCAGUGCCUCAUCCGAGACAUAUCUUUCUGAAAGAUAAAAAGAGGGGGACUUCAUGUAAUCACAGUCAGCCAAAGGAGAAGAGGGAGUAUGAUUUGGUGGGGAGCCAGACUUUGCCUCCAGGAGCAGGACUGGGGAGAGACAUUGAGGAUGUACCAGAGAACAGAUACCUCUGCCCGCCUCAACCAGCCCCACGCAAUCCCAAGAACAUCCAGACAUCCAUGUCUGAACUAACCUGCAUUCCUGCCCCCGUGUCCUCCUGCUGCUGCAGCAGCAGCAGCAGCAGCACUGAGUCCCUCUCCCCUUCUGAAAUGCCCUCAGACUGGGAGAUUACCACAGAGGAAGUCCCCCAUUCAGCGCUUACUGAAGACCAUGGGGGGUUUUGUGGUGAAAUGGUGGAAAACUCCAUCUAUGAAACACAGCCCAACUUUAAAGUUCCUGCAGGACCACGGUUCACUCGCUCCUACCGGCUGAGGCACCGUCCUGUCCCUGAAAUCCCGAUUCUGCCCGUGUUGCCACUUCAUGACAGGAGCACACCACCACCGCAAACAACCAGCCCUGAACACCUAACCGGCUCCGAGGGUCCCGCCGGUGCAAACAGCAUACAGAAAGCUUCACUUCAAAGAACCUUGAUGCCCAUUGCUCCCUACGGAGAAACAUUCCUGUACAACAGCCCUGAAAACACGCCGGACCAUGGCGCCAAAGAAGGGUUACAGAAGGGUUUUAAGGACAAGCUAAUCCCGACGAAACAGAGAAAAAUGACGCCCAAACAGAAAGAGUCCACGGAAAAAGGGUCUCCUCCAGCUAUCCCAGACCGCUUCAAAGACGAAUACUCAACAGUGGAGGAGUGUGUUGGUAUUUUGCCGCAAGCCGGUUUGGACCCAAGUUUUGCAGUGACCCCUGAGGCUGCCUCUGGCCCUAAGGAUGGGUCUUUAAUCAUGGUGGAGUGUGACCUCUACUCGGAGCCUGCAGACACUCUGGGGGGGGCAACCAGAAACGCACAACCUGAUAUUUCUCCGUACGCAUGCUUCUAUGGAGCCCCCAAACUCCAGACGCUCAAAGUGGGCUGGCUGGACAAACUGUCACCUCAAGGAAAUUGUGUUUUUCAAAGGAGGUGGGUGAGAUUUGACGGUGAGAGUCUGGCCUACUACAACAAUGACAAGGAGAUGUACUCCAAAGGUAUGAUCCUGGCCAGUGCUGUCAGACAGGUGCGAGGACUGGGUGACAACAGGUUUGAGGUAGUUACCUCCCUUCGGACCUUCAUAUUCCGGGCUGAAAGAGAAGGGGAGCGCCAGGAGUGGAUGGAAACUCUUCAGACGGCCACGCGCCCCCCCGCCUGCGGCUCCCAGAAACGCUCCGACAUCCUCCCCUCCUCCACAAACAAGCGAGGCUUGCUGGAGCUCCGCGGUUACAAAGGCAGAGUGCUGGUGUCCCUGGUGGGGAGUAAAGUCAGACUCUGCAAAACAGAACAGGACUAUAGAGCGGGUCUGGCUAUUGCUGAAGUGGAACUGACUGCUGCCAAUAUUAGAGACAUGGACCGCCGGGGCUUUGAAAUAAACACACCCUUCAAGAACUUCUGCUUCACGGCCGAGUCAGAACGGGAGAAGGAAGAGUGGAUUGAAGCAGUCCAAGAAUCGAUCGCUGAGACACUCUCCGACUAUGAAGUGGCAGAGAAGAUCUGGUUCAACAAGGCCAACAGGAGCUGUGCCGACUGCCGUGCCCCACAGCCGGAGUGGGCAUCUGUGAAUCUGGGCGUGGUCGUCUGUAAGAAGUGUGCAGGGCAGCACCGUUCUCUUGGCCCAAGCAUUUCAAAAGUGCGGAGCUUGAAGUUGGACAGCAGUAUCUGGAGCAAUGCGCUAGUGGAGCUCUUCUUGGAGGUGGGGAACAAGAAUGCCAACAGUUUUUGGGCUGCUAAUCUUCCCUUGGAGGAAGAGCUCUACAGUGGGGCUUCAGCAGAGCAGCGCGCCACUUUCAUCCGCAGGAAGUACAGGGAAAGGAAGUACCGGAGGAUCCUGGAGGGCUUUCAUAACCGGGAGCAGCUCAACCAGGCACUGUGUGCAGCUGUGGUGUUGCCUGACUUGCUGCAGACUAUGGCGCUGGUGUUCAGUGGGGCAGAUGUUAUGUGCGCCACCAGGGAUCCAACCUUCUCCACCCCGUAUCUCUUGGCCCAACGUGCUGGACAAAGGCUACAAAUGGAGUUCCUGCACCAGAACAAACUUUCCGAUUUCCCCAGAAUCGAGCAGUGUUCGGAGAACACCUCCCUGUCUGAUGCUUCCCUCUUCAUGGAUGGCUUCCUCUACAUCUCCUCUGGCCCAGCCAAGACGACGCUGGACCGCCGUGGAAGAGAUGAUAUGGCACGCCGUUGGUGCACGUUGGAGGGCGGCUUCCUAAGUUACUAUGAGAGCGAGCGAAGCCCGUCGGCCAUCGGCAGGGUGGAUGUCACCGAGGUGGUUAGCCUGGCUGUCAGCACUAGAGAGACAAUGACUGGAGCUGGGGCUGUGUUUUCUGUAGAGUUGUACCUGCAGACAGAGCGAGUACUGAUUGUCGGAGCUGAAACACAGGAAACACAGCAUGACUGGAUCCAGGCGCUAACAAAGUGCUUCGUCCCGUCUAAAGUCGAGGGAUUGGUGCAGAAAGACAGUGAGCUGAUUGGCAGACUGCAUUACAAAGAAGGCCAUGACCUGUACCACUGGAGGAUGGGCUGGUUUAUGCUGGAAGGCUCUGCCCUGCACUUCAGCUCAGGAGAGGAGGGUGAAGAGGAGGAAGUGCUUCAACUCAAACAGUUACAGGAGCUCACUGUCUCCACGCAUACGGAGGGUGAGGACAAGAUCCAAGUCCUGCUGAUGGUGGAGGGCAGAAGAACAGUUUACAUCCAUGGCUUCAACAAGAUGGACUUUGCACUGUGGCACUCCUCCAUCACGUUGGCUGCUGGCACAGAUGGCAAGGCGCUCAGCGACCAACAGCUGACUAAAAAUGGUGUCCCUAUUAUUGUUGAAAGUUGCAUCGCUUUUGUCACUCAGUAUGGUUUGUGCCAGGAGGGGGUCUACCAGAGGUCAGGCGACCCUGGUCGAGUGGCCCACCUCCUGGAUGAUUUCACCCGGGAUGCCCGUAAUGUGAAGCUGAGGGAGAAGGAGCACCAUCUGGGGGAUGUGACGGACACCCUGAAAAGAUUCUUAUCCCAAGCAGAGGAUGCACUGUUGACCAAGGAGCUCUAUCCAUACUGGGUGUCAGUUUUGGAUGAGAGGGACGAGAGGCAGAGAGUAAAGAAGUACUCCACUUUCAUUGAGAGUUUGCCAAAGAUAAACAGGUCAACUCUUGAUGCUCUGCUUCAACAUCUGUACAGGAUUCAGCAGUGCUCCCACCUCAACCACAUGCCGAGUGAAAAACUGGCCUCUGUCUUCUCCUCCUGCUUGUUCCAGACUCGGGGACAAAACCCACAGGAAGCUAACGUUGUCAACGACCUCAUCAGCAACUACAUUACACUCUUCAGUGUCAACGAAGACCGGCUGCAACAGAUGGAGAGAGAGAAUAGUUUCAUCACACGCUGGAACGACAAGAAGGACGCCACAUUCUCUCCAGCUGGGGAUUUGAUCUUCGAAGUGUACCUGAUAAAGAGACAACCAGAGAACUGCUGUUUAAUAAAGGUCUCUCCCAGUAUGCGGCCCACGGAACUUGCAGAAACUGCGCUGAGCAUGAGGAACAUCGCUUUUAACGCUGAUGACUUCUGGACCACCUUUGAAGUCAUUGAGAAUGGAGAGUUAGAGCGACCGUUGCACCACAGCGAAAAAAUUCUUGAGCAGGUGCUGGAAUGGAGUACCUUGGACUGUCCCAGCUCUGCUUUUCUUGUCAUAAAGAAGUUUUCAGGGGCCAAAAGAGUUGCUGAUGGGAAAGCAGAGCAAAGGCCGAUCAUAAAAGGCGACUAUCUGAAGUUCACUGAUGGAUCCUCCAAACUGCUGUCAGGGCACAAAUUCCAGGAUAAAUAUGUUGUACUACGUGCAGAGAAGCUGCUGCUCUACAGAGAUAUCAAAGGCACUAAAGCAGAGAAAGUGAUUCAGCUCAAGUCUGUGAAAUGUUACCUGGGCCUGAAGAAAAAGCUCAAACCUCCAACUGACUGGGGCUUCACAGUCUACACUGAUAAACAACAAUGGCAUUUCUGCUGCGAGAAGAGGGAGGCGCAGGUCGGCUGGGUGACGGACAUCAUCAGGAUGAAGUACGGCUCUGACCUCUGUUCAAUGAACGUUAACUCAAAAGAAGGUGCAGAUCUCAAGUCCCCCAGAGGGGGAGCUGUGCCCGAAGGCUGGAAGAUGCCAACACACAAUCACAAUUCCGACAGACAGUUGAAAGACAGGAGGAUUUCUCUUGAUGAUGGCAACCCAAGGCUCACCAAGGAUUCCACUCUCAAGAUGAACACCAUGCUCAAGGCCCCAGAAGUCCCGCACAGACGACCCUCUGUGGAUGUUUGCCUGCCUCAGCGCCUCCCUUCCCCGUCCCCAUCCAGACACUCGCAGCCCAUGGCUUUGCCCCUUCCUCCUCAGAGUGGCUUUAAAACCAUCGGCAGGAGACCUGUUCUGGGUGGGGAGGCCUUGAUUCCGCCUAAUCUGCUGAAUGAACUCAACUCGGUGCUGAGCAAGACUGGCCGCACUGCUAAGAGCAAUGACUGACAGGAAGCGGUAAGGCAAACAUUACAGCUCUGAGUAGAGAAAGAAAGAUGUGGAGAUUGACAGAGAACAACCACACAAAAAAACAGAUGGAGCCAAAGUAAGUUGCUUUCAUGCGAGGAGCCUAAAGACUGCUUUUAAACUCGGAUAUAUCAAGAGAUGCCGAUGCACAAAGGGUAGAAGAUGGAAGAUGUGGAAAACAGGUGCAGGAGACACUGGAGGUCAUGCAGGCCUCAGCUGGACAUGGCACUGACCCAAGCACUACUAAAAUGUGAUUCAUAUGCUGCUCUUCUAAACCCACAGAAUUUUAUGAAAAUAUGUUUGGCUGUCAAACCUCAGACGUUUCCAGAAAUACCCCAAACUGCUUACUUCAUGCUUUUAAGGUUCCACUUACUUUAAAAAAAGGCUGUUUUGACUACUUGUGAAAAGUACUGUGAUUAUAUUAAUCCAUAUACAGUUAAGUUCAUCUUUAGUUAAACUUUAGUUAAAAUAAAAUUCACUAGCAGAUUUGCCCGCAUUCACUUUGUACUGUAGUUGCACUUAUUAAAUAGAAUUUUUAAUUAUUAGUGGCAGGGUCCGCCAUCUCAGCACAGAAUUAAAAUACUCAUAGUUAUGUUCAGGAAUGCAAAGAAAAUGAUGCAUGCAUAUAAAAUGCAAAAGAAAAGAGCAGGAUAGGGCCACUAACCAUUAACGAUGGCUAAUAGACCUCCGUUUUCCUUGACACGAGUGGUUGGCAAUCUCGUGUAAUUAUUUAUUUGUGCUUAUUUUUUUUAUAUAUUUUUUAUCAGUUACCCACCAUUUUUUUCACUGUAACCAUUAACUGUAUGGCUAACUAGCAGCAUUUUUAAGCAUAUGAUUCUGUGGUGCACCACUGUAAACUGCCACCAAAUGUGAUUUUAAUGUACAGUAUAAGUAUAUUAAUAAAUAUUGCAAAAGGCUUUAACACGCCAUAGUACUGACAGUUUAAUCUUUCCUGAUAUGUAAAUUGCAUUUGUCCCACAUUUUAGUGCAAGUUGCACCUUUUUGUUUUGUUUUCUUAAAAAAAACAAAAAAGAUUUUAUGUUAAACCCAAGCCAAAUUUAGCUUAAACCCCUUCAUGUUAGUUUGUUUUUGCAUGCUCAUUGGUAAAAAACACACCGCAAAAUAUAAAAUUUUGUUUCCCUGUAAGAGCGCACGCAAUAAAGUCUUUUAAAAGCUUUGUGAGACUUUA
Molecule: messenger RNA, 7988 nt
Organism: Micropterus salmoides (largemouth bass)
Lineage: Eukaryota; Metazoa; Chordata; Actinopteri; Centrarchiformes; Centrarchidae
Product: arf-GAP with Rho-GAP domain, ANK repeat and PH domain-containing protein 2
Exons: 33
Coding region: 1844-6781 (1645 amino acids)
Biological process (GO): signal transduction
Molecular function (GO): GTPase activator activity; protein binding
Source: RefSeq, a predicted model, not a curated record